Messenger RNA from Sodiomyces alkalinus F11, 990 nucleotides. RefSeq lists its product as hypothetical. NCBI's taxonomy places the organism in Eukaryota, Fungi, Ascomycota, Sordariomycetes, Glomerellales, Plectosphaerellaceae. The record is from RefSeq and is a predicted model, not a curated record. The transcript has 12 exons. Bases 1 to 990 code for a protein of 329 amino acids.
AUGGCUUCCAUGUGUAUCGCCCCCUUCUAUCUCCCCUCCAGCCCACUUGGCACCAAUGUUGUGAAACCUGGGUGGUUUGAGAGCAACUCCCUCAAACACUCGAUAAACGCCAUCUCGAUCUUCUGGGUGAUUAGUUACGGAGGACUAGCGGCAUGGUACGGCUCGCUCCCUUCCUCCCUUCCUUAUCCCCUCGACCCCUCUCUCGAUAUGGCGCUGCUGUCGUCUUCCCAAGCGAACUGCUACAUCUCCGAAGUAUUCGGCAUCCUAGAAAUUUACCGCAUGCACUUUCCCAACUCUGAAGUACACUGGCCAUCAACUCUGAGGAGCAUAUCCAUCUGCAUCUCGCCCUCGCCCCUCACCUUAUGGGAUGUGUUAGACCAGCUCUACCCUUCGGCGCCCAUUGUAGGACCUAUCGGCCGAUCCACGUGCCCCUUGCCAGUUUUUACGAAGUCUAAUUGGGAUGUCCUGGAAGGCGGUCGUCAUUAUGAGCCUCUGGCACCAUUCCUGCCAACAAUGAAUUGUCUUAAGAUGGAUCAGAUAGGGGACGUGCUCAACCCGGGGGACAUGAUGCGUCUCGUCGAUUUCAUGUUUCAUCUGCAAGAGGAGGUUGGUUCAUCACGACGCGAAGUAUACGCGAUCGCGUUUCCUCAUCGCGUUCCCGUCGCGACACAAUGCGGCGCACAGACCAUGGCCUACUUGGGGUUCAAUAUCGAGUCUCUCAAUUACAAGCUGGGUUCUGCUUUGCGCCAACCCGCAAGACAAUUGAGCAAAAAGAAACAGGACGACGCCGAUCGGAUUCGAACCGAUGCCCCCGAAGGGAAAGGAUUUCGAGUCCUUCGCGUUAGACCACUCCGCCACGACGCCUUGAGUGUUUUUCUGGCAAAGACACCGGUCUAUCUCGGUGGGUUCAUAUAUGGCAGCUGGCAUCACCUGCUCUUUCUUCCUUGGUGGGGGCCACAGCCUGGAUUGGUAUCAACGACGCCCCCAUAA